AUGUGAAUUUUCUCCGUGUGUCACUUAUUCAGUGUAAUUGUUAUCAAACGGUUCGCUACAACCAUCGUUUUGCUCACAGUCUGUUUCGUCGAUGUUUUUGUCGUGAAUGGAUUUUGUUUUCUACCGUUUUACCAUCCGAUAUUUAUUCAAAAAAUUGUGUGUAGUGUUUUAAAUGUCGCUUGGAUCUUUUGGCCGAGAAAAAAGCGCUUAAUAGUGUAUAAUAAAUAUAUUUGUUUUUGAUACAGCUCAUACUAAAUAUGUUGAUUAAAAGUGAAAAAGAUAUGAUUUUGCCGCUAAAAAACUGUUUGGAAACCAUUUGAUCGCGGGCUCAUAGAGAUUUGACUAGUGUUCAAAGUGAAAACAGUUAUUACCAAAACAUUUUUAUUUGAUAGUGUUGUGUCACACUUGUGUCUUGUGUGACUGUACAAAAAAAAAUCAGCAACAUUGAAGUGAAUAUGGAAUUAAGUGAUUCUGAAAAUGUCACCAUAGAAAGUCGGACUAAACGUAUAACGAAAAAUUCAUGGGUGACAUUAACCAUUCUGGUAUUUUUUCUAAUACAAUCAAAUGCCGGACAUAUUAAUCUUGAUGAUGUAGAGGAGUCAUGGUUUAAAGAUUUUAGCGUCCAUUUACUUCCGCUUCGUAUGAUUCGAAAUAAGACAAUACCAUUGCUAAAGUUAUCUGGUCUAUCCAGCGAUGAUAUUGAAGAUGGUGUUCGAAUCAAAGCAACGCUCUCUGCCACCAAUUGCAUGGGCAACGAAACAGAUUUGCAAAUUAUAAACGACGCACCUUCGAAAAAUAGCAUUAAUCGCACGACCGAUUUAAUCGUUUCAAUCGAUAAUUUCAAUUUUAAACAACAGUCAGCGGCCUAUCUUUGCAUCAAAACCAAAUAUGAUCAUCUCUAUCAACACAUGGGAGACCAAUCGAAAUUUCCAAAUUUAUUGAGUGUGGAUAGAUUUAGUCGGGAUCGUCGUAAUCAACAAGUUUUUCCAACGACCGUACGCAGUGACAAUAAAUGCCGUUUAGGUGAAAUACGAAUCGAUGGAAUGCGCAUAGAAUCGACAGACAAAACAAUUGAAUACGAUGACGAAAAUAUUCCGGAACUUAUUACACACACAAAUGCACGACUACGAUUAUUUGGUUGUGGCUUCACCGACCACACUGUCGUCACAUUUACUAGACAAAUUAAUGACCGUAAUGGUGCUUGUUUAUUACCUGCAUCGGGACAGUUCAAAGUGUCUAGCGAAGGAUUGCUGGAAUAUACAGCUAUUGUUGAUAUUAUUGUGCCGAGCGCCGAACCAACACCUUAUUAUUUUUGUGUAAAAAAUGCCGAAGAUUCGAUAGAAGAAAAGAAAAUCGAUCGAGCUCAACCGUUUAUACAUCAAGGUACUGAGGCUUGGCUAUCGAUGCGUGCGACUGAAUUGAUUUUACCCACAUGGUUGGCAAUCAUUAUAAUAGUCUGUUGUUUAUGCUUUUCGGCUCUAUUUUCUGGACUGAAUUUGGGUUUAAUGUCGCUAGACCGAACGGAAUUAAAGAUUCUACGAAACACGGGCAAUGCAAAAGAGCGAAAAUAUGCAGCUAAAAUUCAGCCUGUCCGUGACCAUGGCAAUUUUUUGCUCUGCAGUAUUUUAUUGGGAAAUGUUUUUGUGAAUAAUAUAUUCACUAUAUUGCUUGAUGGUUUAACAUCGGGACCUGUAGCUGUGUUAUGUUCAACACUGUUGAUUGUUGUUUUUGGCGAAAUAACACCACAGGCAAUUUGUUCGCGCCACGGUUUGGCGGUUGGUGCAAAAUCAAUAGUUAUUACCAAAAUAUUUAUGGUUUUAACAUCUCCGUUGGCUUACCCAGUAUCGAAAUUAUUGGAUGUCAUAUUGGGCGAAGAGAUUGGCAAUGUGUACAAUAGAGAUCGUCUCAAGGAAUUGGUUCGAGUUACAAAAGAUGUGAACGACCUUGACAAAGAUGAGGUCAACAUUAUAUCGGGUGCUUUAGAAAUGCGAAGAAAAACUGUUUUUGAGGUGAUGACACACUUAGAGGAUGCGUUCAUGCUGUCAAUUGAUGCUAUUCUUGAUUUUGAUACAGUCACCGAAAUCAUGAAAUCAGGAUUCUCACGAAUUCCCGUUUACGAAGGCUUACGGCACAAUGUACAAAAGUUAUUGUUUAUUAAAGAUUUGGCACUAAUCGAUCCGGAUGACAAUACCCCAUUGCGAACGCUGUGCGAAUUCUAUCAGAAUCCAUGUUUUUAUGUGUUUGAAGAUGUAACGUUAGAUGUGAUAUUCAAGCAAUUCAAGGCCGGCCAACAAGGGCACAUGGCAUUUGUGCAGCGUGUCAAUAACGAAGGCGACGGUGACCCUUACUAUGAAACGAUAGGUUUGGUGACACUCGAAGAUGUUAUCGAAGAGAUGAUUCAAGCCGAAAUUGUCGAUGAAACGGAUGUUUAUACGGAUAAUCGAAAUAAAAAGAAACGCAAAGUUAUGAGCCGAAAACAUGACUUCACAAUGUUUGCCGCCGAACGUCGUGACGUACAACGCAUUCACAUAUCACCGCAACUAACACUAGCCACCUUUCAAUAUCUCAGCACAACUGUUGAUGCCUUUAAAAAUGAUUGUGUGUCAGAGACAAUUUUACGUCGUAUAUUGACCCAAGAUGUUAUUCAUCAUAUUAAAAUUAAGGCAAAGGAAAAGGAUAAUCUGUCGCUGUUGAUUUAUGAACAGGGAAAACCGGCCGAUUAUUUUGUUUUGAUUUUGGAGGGAAGAGUUGAAGUGACUGUUGGACAGGAACAUUUGCUAUUUGAAUGUGGCCCAUUCACAUACUUUGGGACACAAGCUUUAGUACAAAGUGUUGGCGUUGCUGAAUCGCCACAACAAGGAUCUUUGCAGUCACUUAAUUUGGAUGCCGUUAUGAAUCAAACGUUCGUGCCUGACUACUCAGUCAAGGCCAUUUCUGAUGUAAUUUACAUAGCCAUCAAACGUACACUUUAUUUGGCUGCUAAACGUGCUACGCUUAUGGAAAAAUCGAAAAGAUAUGGAGGCGAUUCGAAUGAACCAAUCGAUUAUGAAGUUGAAAAGCUCCUGCAUUCACUCGACGAAGACGAUCGCAGUGUGAGCGCUCAUACAACCAAUUUGAAUGCAUUAAGUCCUCGUGCCAGUAAAUCAGCGUCUCCAACCGCGAUCAAUGUGGAACACACCUCGAAUGGGCCUACGUCAUUAAAUGAUCAGCGUGCCUCUACGCCAGCCGUUUCUUUUAUUCCCGAAAAUCAAUCAAUUCAAUUUCAUACUCCCGAAAAAGAAUCACGCGAAACCGACGCUCUUCUAGCACCCCAAACUUAAAAAUCAUAAUUUCGCAUAAAAAAAGAAACCCUUUUUAUCCUACUGCUACAAAGAAAUGAACCUCAGAAAAAAUGAACCCAAAGAUAAGCACCGCUUUUGAGCUACGCGCCUCAUUGAUACAAUGAAAUUUGUUGUGCUGGAAAAAGGGACGAUGACGCAAGCUAACCUGUUAGAAUUACGCUAAUUUACGAUGAAAUCGUAAGAAAUUGUUUAUAUAAUUGGUGCCAAAAAAGCCUCCACGCGGUAUCCACUCAAUGCGCGAAUGAACGAGGAAAUAUAGUCAAUUGUUAUAUUUAUUUCGAACUGUACUUAAUUCUUCUCCCUUUUUUCUAUUUAGAAAAAUGAUAAGUGAAUUUUUGAGGAUUAAAACCUCACAAAUUAAUAUAAUUUAAAAAUAAUAUAAAUUGUUAAAAAAAAAGAAAUUAAAAAUAGUAUUUAUGAUAUCUAAUGCCCGUCAUGCAGAGAAGUUGUAUUUGUAGCGAGUCCGACCGUAUAUAUAUUCAAAACGGAUUCAUAAUUUAUUGAUGAUACCUUUUAGAUUUUAAUUUAGCCACAUCCUUUGUACAUACAAAAAGAAAUGUAGAGAAGAUUUAUGAAAUUUUCGUAUAAAAGUCAAUCCCAUAAUAUGGAAAAGAGAGAUUAUAAAUGAUGGAAUGGCACGUUGAAUCGACCCGCAGACAAAUAAUUAGAUGAUAAUCUAGAUACUUAAAUGACAAUUCCAUUGUUGUAUGUAAAUUGAAUGAAUAAGAAAUCCAAGGGAAUAGAAAUGAUGUGGACGGAACAGAGCAAAAAUACACGUACAAAUUAUUCUAUCAA
Molecule: messenger RNA, 4136 nt
Organism: Contarinia nasturtii (swede midge)
Lineage: Eukaryota; Metazoa; Arthropoda; Insecta; Diptera; Cecidomyiidae
Gene: uex
Product: metal transporter CNNM2
Exons: 12
Coding region: 456-3320 (954 amino acids)
Biological process (GO): magnesium ion homeostasis; transport
Cellular component (GO): plasma membrane
Molecular function (GO): transmembrane transporter activity
Source: RefSeq, a predicted model, not a curated record